AGAGAGAGAGAGAGAGAGAGAGAGAGAGAGAGAGAGAGAGAGAAAGAGAGAGACAUCGCUGAAGCAGGGGACCUCCCUCCUUGGUUUUUUCAUAGGGCAGAGGACGGACAAAAGAGUGCACCCAGGCUUUCAGCACAGUAAAGCCAAAGCGUUCUCAACCGUGAUUUCAUUUCCAGCAGGAUCAAGAGCGUAGUCAGUUUGCAUUUCAUCUUUUACAGUGAGAUGCGCAAUUUAUGGGGUUAGUAAAAAAAAGAGGAAGGCACAACAAAUGUGUUUGUCUUGGCUGUUAAAAUCGCCAAGCGGAAUUUCAGUAGGACGAGAAAGCUACAGCCUGGCAACUCCAAAAAGAAGACAAGAACACCCUCUGAAGGAUGAAAUAUAGAAUACAGUCCAAGGUAACCAUGCAAGCUGGAGGACACCAAAGGAGCCACGUUGGGCUGUUGACGUUGGGUUUACUGGUCAUGUUGGAGGUCUGCAGGGUCCAUGGCUGUCGAGUUGGCUCAGGAUUAGAGUGUGAGAAAGCCCCGUUUGUCCCAGGCCACAACCUGGCAGGGGAGGGUUUUGAUGUGGUGCGGAUGCGUCGGACGGGGGCAUACAUCAUCAAUGUCAAAACUCAUCUGGCUGACAACCACACCUGUACACUCUGUCCAAACCGCUUCCAAAAAGGACAGAUUCAGAGGCUCCCAGCUGCGGUGCUGGACUGGCGUCCCUUCAGCCGCUGCAGUAAGCAGCUUUCUAGUGCCCUCCAUCACUCUGUGGAUUCCCUGCUGCGCAGCUCCAGCUCCCUGGUUAACAACAACUGGGGCCUGGGCUUGAGUUUAGAAAAUAUUGGCAAGGCAGUGCUUGGAGGAAGCCGCUCAGACUUGGCCAAGUUUGCUCGGUCGCAGCACAGCGUGGACAAGGCCACUUUUGCCAUCCAUGAAAUCAGUUGCACCUACUACAGCUACAGGCUGGCGGAUCACCCCCAGCUGAGCACAGAGUUCACAAAGCAUCUGAAAAGACUCCCGCAGAGCUUAAACACAAGCCAGGACAGAGCCAUCUACAGACGGCUGAUAGACACCUACGGAACACACUACAUCCACCAGGUCCAGCUUGGCGGUAAGGUGAGACGAAUCACUGCAUUCAGGACCUGCCUGGCCACACUGAAGGGUUUCUCCGAGUCCGACAUCAAACACUGCUUGAAUGUUGAACUCCGGUUGGCUCUUGGUUUCCUCCCUGGCAAUGCAUCCUUCUCCAACAAGUGCGAGAACCUCCUGAAGGGUAACAUGAGCAUGGGCUUCUACCAAGGCUUCAUGACCCAUAAAAUUGAGGUUAUUGGUGGGGAGAGGUACUUCCCUGACAUCCUCUACCAGGAGGACCCAUCUGAAGCGUACCAGAGCUGGAUGAGCAGUCUCCAUGACAACCCUGAUGUGGUUUCUUACGGCAUCUUCCCUUUGCAUCAUCUGGUGGAGGACUCACAGAUCAGUGCUAAUCUGAAAAGCACUGUCACAGAGUAUAUUAAAGAUAACCAGCUGCAGGAGGACCAGGUUCGUCUUAAGAACUGCUCCCCAACUCCCAACCUGGACCAUAACUGCUGUCCUCUGCGGGCUGGCAGAGGAAACCUCAGACUGGAGAUCCACAGAGCUGCAGGUCUGAGGGCGGACACCUUCACCAAAACAGACGCCUAUGUGAAGAUCUUCUACAACGGCAUGUACGAGGAGACCAAUACGGUGAUGGACAACAAUGACCCAGAGUGGAAUGUGACCUUUGGCUUUGGAUCGGUAGAACUGGGUCAGGCGUUGAGGUUUGAAGUCUGGGAUCGAGAUGUGCUUUACAAUGACAUAGCGGGUAGGUGUGUCGUCUUCCCCGAGCGAGGAACUCACUCUCUUAGCUGUCAGCUGAACAAAGGAGUGCUCUAUUUCACCUACACCGUCAAAUGUGAUGCUCACUUGACAGGAUACAGGUGUGGACGCUACUCCCCUAAUGCUGAGUAGAUUAUUAGAUUACAACAUGUUAAUGUAGAUUUCAGCAGUUUCUUCAUACAUACUUUUAAACGUUCAAGUAGCAGAUUUUUCAGCAAGAGCUAGUUAGAUGUCAUUUCCCUUGCUUUUUAACCAUAAACUGUAAAAAUAGUGGACGUAGCAGCAGUGAUGUCACACAUUGGUUUGUGGACUAUUGUUUUGAACAUGGAUAUACCGUAUAGUAAUAAUGUAAUAUUUCAGUAUUAACUAAUCAAGUAAAAUUAAAUUAAUUUUGAUGUAGGGUAUUUACUGUUGUCACCUUGAAUUGUUUCAAGUAUGAUGCAAUGAGAUAACAAUGCAUUGAUAACCACAAGGCCACCCACCCACACCGGCAAGUGUCAGCAACAUCUUUGUUCUUAAAUGUCACCAAGGUAACAUCUGAUCUGGUGAAGUGCUGUCCCAAUCCCAUUUAUCCCUAUCGGAGCCAAUGUGGCCUCACACACUCACCACUCACUUAGCACCUGAGAUCCCUUGAAGUCUUUGAGCCUUUAGUCCUUAGGGCUCACUUUGGGAUUGGGCAAGUGAAGAUGCCCUUCACAAGUGUCAUCACUUCAUUUUCUCCUAUUAAAGACAUUUGUGUGAGGUCACAGUGACCAGCCAAUCCUUGAGCCCAAGUAGACAUUUGUGCAAAAUUUGAACAUGUUCCCUCAAGGAGUUCCUGAGAUAUCACGUUUAGGAGAAUGGACAGACGUAAGGUCACAGCGACCUUUGACCACCAAAAAUCUAAUCAGAACCCAAGUGGACAAUUUUGCAAAGUUUAAAGAAAUUCAAUCCAGUAGUUCCAGAACGUUACAUACAGACAACCCAAAAAUAUGUCUCUCUCUCUCUCUCUCCCCCCUCCGCUUGCUCUGGCACACCUCUGUUUCCAUGCGGCGGGUGAAAACCCUUCUGCGAGGAUACAUCAGUGUAUCCUGGAUUUUGACUUCUCCAAGGAGCCUCCUUGAUGCUCGAUCCUAACUCCUCAGUGAGAAUUUUAGGGAUUGGAACGUCCUUCAACAUGGUGCGCUGAGAACGAUUUCUCAGUCAGAAACCGGAGUAUCGAGGAGUUUGGGAAAUGGGCGGACACACACACACACACACACACACUUUUAUUCCAACUUUUAUUGUUUAGUUCAAACAGGAACCUUAUAAACAUACAAAUGACUUAGCAAAAGCUUUUCACUUACACAUGUACACUUACAACACAUUAGCCACUUAAACAGUACAGGAAUGCAGCUGCUGCAUUAAACCAUCGUCUCUGUCGCUUAACUCAAGAUAUUUAAAAAGGAGUAGAAACAGCAAAGAAACCAACUCAACAAUUGUUCUUAUUUAACAUUCCAUUUGACAUUUUGGGUUUUCUAAUUUUACAAACUAGAAAAAAAAAAAAAAAAAAGUACUAAAUUCACCGACAACACCGACACAACCAUGUAUCUCCUGCAUUUGCCAAGAUAAUUGCCUUAAAAUGUACAGGGUAUACAACAAACCUCGACACAUUACACUUAAGAGAAUUUUCCAGAUACUUGGCUUACUUUCUAAUGCAACCACAAUUUUCAAAAAAAGGUUCGAUCGGGAAUGAUAUCAAACGAUCAAUGUGAAUAACAACAUUUUCUGUCAAGUUGUCAUAUCUGCUGCUGUUACUGUGGAAUACAGCAGCAACAAGAGUUUCUUUUUUAAGAGCUGGCAAGUAAGAGCAUGUAAAGUAGGCAAGAUCCAACACUGUCAGGUAGGAAGGAUAUUAUAUAAUAAUAAAAAAAAAAAUCUACCAUUCUCAAAUCUCUUUGCACAUUUUCCGUACUAGAACUUUAAUAUUUCAGAGAAGUGUUAAUAACCAGUAGGCAUAUUUUCCUUACCAACAUCCAGUCCCUUUAUCAGAAUGUCAACAAUAUAAGACUGCAUGGUUUAUGUAACACAUUUGUCUAAACAAGCACCUUGGGGUACUCCACCACAUGCUGCAUUACUGGCGGUAUGGUCUGAAAUUUCAAACACAACUUUCAAGUUUCUACAAAAGUAACCUUGGAUAGCAAGUUACAAUUU
Molecule: messenger RNA, 4013 nt
Organism: Etheostoma spectabile (orangethroat darter)
Lineage: Eukaryota; Metazoa; Chordata; Actinopteri; Perciformes; Percidae
Product: perforin-1
Exons: 5
Coding region: 372-1973 (533 amino acids)
Biological process (GO): T cell mediated cytotoxicity; defense response to virus; immunological synapse formation
Cellular component (GO): membrane attack complex; membrane
Molecular function (GO): wide pore channel activity
Source: RefSeq, a predicted model, not a curated record